AUGUCCGACCACAUACAACAAGAACCACAAGUGCAUCACGCUUCCACCACCGCCUACCAAUCAUACGCAGAAGAUAACGACAACAAGGAAGAAUUGAAACCUUUCCCCUCAUAUCAUUCAAAUAACGAUAGUGCAGGAGGUGUCCCACUAACAUACUCAAGAUCCCAUUCGGAUUCCCAGGGAAGACAAAUUGAACCCGUCAAGGAUCAUAGAAGAAGACGUUCUUCCAGUAUAAUCUCUCAUGUGGAACAAGAAACUUUUGAAGAUGAAAAUGAUCAACAAGUCCUACCAAACAUGAACGCAUCAUGGGUAGACCAACGUGGUGCAUGGAUCAUCCACAUAGUCAUUAUAAUCCUAUUGAAAUUAUUCUACAAUCUACUACCAGGUAUUACUAAUGAAUGGUCUUGGACAAUGACAAACAUGACUUAUGUCAUUGGUUCAUACGUGAUGUUCCACAUGAUCAAGGGAACACCAUUCGAUUUUAAUGGGGGUGCUUACGAUAAUUUAACCAUGUGGGAACAAAUUGAUGAUGAAACUUUAUUCACUCCAUCAAGAAAAUUCUUAAUGAUGGUACCAAUCGCGUUGUUCUUAAUCUCCACACAUUAUUCUCAUUACGAUAUUAAAUUAUUCUCUUGGAAUUUGAUCUUGACUACAUUGGUAGCCAUAGUCCCCAAGUUGCCAUUGACUCAUAGAUUAAGAAUAUUCAUUCCUGGUAUCACAGGAAGAGCACAAAUUAGUUAA
Messenger RNA from Naumovozyma castellii, 741 nucleotides. RefSeq names its product sphingolipid homeostasis protein ORM1 (gene ORM1). Bases 1 to 741 code for a protein of 246 amino acids. The record is from RefSeq and is a predicted model, not a curated record. NCBI's taxonomy places the organism in Eukaryota, Fungi, Ascomycota, Saccharomycetes, Saccharomycetales, Saccharomycetaceae. The transcript has a single exon.